Messenger RNA from Leishmania braziliensis MHOM/BR/75/M2904, 903 nucleotides. RefSeq lists its product as hypothetical. Lineage: Eukaryota; Euglenozoa; Kinetoplastea; Trypanosomatida; Trypanosomatidae. The transcript has a single exon. The record is from RefSeq and is a predicted model, not a curated record. Bases 1 to 903 code for a protein of 300 amino acids.
AUGUCCGCGCAUGACUCCUCGGCGGUGGUCCUCAUCGCCCGCAUGAAUGACAUUGAGCGACAGCGCCGUCUGCUGAGCAUGAGCCAAAGGGAGCAGGAAGCCAAAAUCACCUUCGUCACCGCAGAAAAGGAGCAGCUCAUGCAGGCUGCCACGACUGCGGGGGACGAGGAGGUGCAGCUGAAAGAGGACCUCGAAGUCCUCGCCACAGAGCAGCAGCAGCUGGAGCUACAGAAGAUGGAAGCCAUAGACCGCCUGCGCAAGACGCAGGAAGAAGAGGCGCUGCACACGACCGCCGUCGAGGCGGACCUGCAAAGGCUAACGAAGGAAAAGGCCCUCUGGCAAGAGCGGGCACAGGAACUCGAGUCGCUGCGGCGCUCGUGGGAGGAGGAUGAAGCUACCUCCGCCUGCAUCGCUGCGCUGCGACAAGAGAGCGAAACACUCGCGUUGCUGAAGGUCGAAAAGACGACUGUGGAGGAUGAGGUCGCAAAGACGACGGCUGCUAUUGAGAAAGUGCGAGCGGUGCAGCCGGGACGACUCGCGUGCGUGGAUCCCAUUGGUGCCCCCGCGGGUGCGGUGCAGGUUGCUGGAUUGGCUAGAACGUUGGCAUCCAUGCGCGACUCGGCGUUGAGAGAGGGAAACUCCGCCACAGUUGCGGCCCACGAUACCGCAGCUGCUCUAGAGGAGGAGGUCAAGAGGGCUGACUAUGAGGCGACACAGGCGGCAGCUCGUCAUGGGCGAACCAUUGCCGCCUUACAGAGAGAAGUGGACGCGCUUUCCAUACGGGCUAGCGAGCUGCAGCAGCUGUUCUCCAGCAUUGGGGCGUCGUGGCAAGAUGUGCUUUCCCGUAUGCAAGAACUUCAGCAGUGCAAGGGAUCAGGGAUUUGCCGCCGCUGCCUCACAUAG